AUGUCGGCCCGAGCCGAUUUCGGGCACUUCGCGGACGUCUGCUUCGGCGCCUUCGGCGACCGCGUCAAGUACUGGAGCACCUUCAACGAGCCCAACGUCGCGGUGCGGUUCGGCUACUUGCUCGGCACCUACACGCCGGCCCGCUGCUCGCCGCCGUUCGGCUCGUGCGCCCGCGGCGACUCCGACGCCGAGGCCUACGUCGCCGCCCACAACGUCGUGCUGUCGCACGCCACCGCCGUCGAGAUAUACAGGAGAAAGUACCAGAGCAAGCAAAGAGGAAUGAUUGGAAUGGUGCUGUACAGCACCUGGUACGAGCCGCUCACAGAUGUCCCCGAGGACCGGCUGGCCACUGAACGAGCCUUGGCGUUCGAGGGUCCAUGGUUUCUUGAUCCAUUGGUCUAUGGCGAUUACCCACCGGAGAUGCUCCGGCUUCUCGGUGAGAGGCUGCCGAGUUUCUCACCGGAAGACAGGAGGAGGCUGAGGUACAAGCUGGACUUCAUCGGGGUGAACCACUACACGACCCUGUACGUCAAGGACUGCGUGUUCUCAGCCUGCCCACUGGGGAAGCAGACGCAGCACGCGCGCGCGGCCGUCGUUGGAGAGAGGAACGGGCUUCCCAUUGGAACUCCAACCGCUAUGCCCAAGUUCUACGUGGUACCGGAUGGAAUGGAGAAGAUGGUCACCUCCUUCAUGAAGAGUAGAUACAACAAUGUGCCAAUGUUCAUCACUGAAAACGGCUACGCGCAAGGUGGAGAAAGUUACAGCGACAUGGAGGAUUGGCUUGAUGACAAGGAUAUGAUAGAGUAUUUAGGCCUCGUUUAG
Molecule: messenger RNA, 822 nt
Organism: Oryza brachyantha (malo sina)
Lineage: Eukaryota; Viridiplantae; Streptophyta; Magnoliopsida; Poales; Poaceae
Product: beta-glucosidase 18-like
Biological process (GO): carbohydrate metabolic process
Molecular function (GO): beta-glucosidase activity
Source: RefSeq, a predicted model, not a curated record